Messenger RNA from Blepharisma stoltei, 3071 nucleotides. Lineage: Eukaryota; Ciliophora; Heterotrichea; Heterotrichida; Blepharismidae. The record is from the annotation of a GenBank genome assembly.
AUGUCAAAUUAUAGAAAGUGCGAGUUCUGUAAUGAGUCCAUCUAUGAUUUUGCUUACCACCAAAGAACCUGCAGAGUGAAAAAUAAAAGAGCAUCUAAAGAUACAGAUAUUCCAAUGCAAACCAAAGUUUAUUUCAGGAACAAAAGAGGUGAAGAUUCUGCUGCUGUGAAUACAGCACUUUAUACCUUGUAAAAAUUACUUUACUCCCCCCCAUCCUUGAUGAACGGCUCGCCAUCGUUCGAUCAAGGAUGAGGGUUAAAAAAAAAUUUUUUAGGAAAAAAAUUUUAUUUAUAAAAUAAAAAAAUAUAUAUAUAUUAUUUUUUAAAUAAGAGGGUUAAGAGUAUUUAAUAAUUAUUUUUACAGCAAAAAAUUGAAUUAAUUUUAUAAAAAUACCAAUUUUUAAUAUUUUGAUUUAUUAGUUACUCCUUUAAACUGUAGAAAUUUUAAUUUGCUCCUUAUUGAAUUAAAUUUGUUUUUUAAAUUUUUUAGAAUCUCUAUUUUUUUAGAUUAUUGAGUUUUUAAGCCUGGGUUGAUGAGUAGAUCACUUCGGAUAGUUGAUUUCAUAGCUUUCUGUCGUCUCAAAGCUCUGAAAAUAACUUUAUUAUGUACAUCUUUCCAAGCUUUUGAUAGCAAAAUAUAUUUUUAUGUAUAUAAAAAUUUCAUGAUAUGAAAAUCGUUCGAUCAAGGAUGGGGGGUUAAUUUUCACAAUUUUUAGGAAUUUUUACAGUCAAUCGUUCGAUCAAGGAUGGGGGGGAGUUAGGUGCUAUAUAAAGCCUCUAUUUCAAAACAUAAUUAAAGGGUAUUCUGGCUGCCGUGAACAUCAAGAAGGCUACGUCUGCCUAUCAUGUGCUAUGAAAAGAAUUUUUGAAGAAUUCAGCAUUAAAUCCAAUGCUUCAGGAGAUCAAGGAGUUGCUUACGAAGUCGACGUGUCAGAUUUUUACAAUGAGAUAUCAAAUAUCACUGAUUCUGUCAUUGGCGAAAAGACUCCUCCUUUUGAAGUAAUGUUUGUAAUUACAGAGACCUUAAACAUUUUGCAUCACAUUUAUGUCCAAACAGAUGCUGAUGAAAACAAUCCUGCAACAACAAUCCUCUGCAAGGAAACAUGCCCAGGCCACCAGGUUUGUGACUUUCGUCUAAAAGAAAUAAUGAAAUGCCAGUGCCUAAAGACCUUUUCUUAUACCUGGAAUUAUUCAGAAUUCUCAUACCCAACCUAUAUUUUGAAUAUAAUAGAACAGCUCCCAGCUGAAUCCUCAAAACUAUUUUUUGGAGUCCCAAAAUACAGGCUUAUGGACCAUUCAGCCUCCUCUUCAAUUCUUCCGCUCCUAAAGAAAAUGCCUUCUUUUAUGAGAUAUCAAUGGGAAAGCAUAGAUGCAAACGAAUGUGAAGAUGAAAAUUGUGAAAUUAAAAUAAGUAAGCGUAAAGCUGAAUUAAUAUCGAAUCCUCCUCAAUGCUUUCUGUCAAGUAUUAUAUGGGAAAAAGAAAAAGAGUUAGAUAGCGUGGAGUCAUUACAAGUUUUAUCGUCAAUAGCGAACAAUUUAGCAUUAAGUGAAAUUUUUGAAACACCUUCAAGAGAUAAUUAUCAGCUGAGUUACUUAAUUUUUUAUAGAGAAAAAAGCUGCAUUCUUGUUAUUAAACGUGAAAAUGAUCAAUGGGAAUUUAUAGAAGGAAAUAGAAAAAAUAUAAUCGUGAAAUGGGAAAAGGUGAUUGAAGAAGUUUUGAUUAAAAAUUUACGCCUUGCUGGAUUGGCUUAUGUAGCUUCUGAAGUAGGUGGAGGGCUUGAAUUGUCUCAAUUGAAAUGGUUGAAUUUAGAGAAAUUGGCUGUUGAAGACAAAGUAUAUAAAGAACAGCAUAAAGGAGAUGUAGAUCUGACUGAAGUAAAGACUAAUGCAAAAAUCAUCAAUAAGCCACAACAGGAAGUCAUUAAUUAUGAAAAUCUUGAUAAAGAUGAGUACGUAGAUUUAAGUGAAGAAAUACAAAAAAUAACUAACCAAGAUUUAGAAAUUGUCAAGCCAAAAGAAACAAAAAAUCCAUUUACAAAUUCAGUGAAAACUGAUUAUCAAGAUAUAAUUGAAAAAUAUGGAAUCGCAUUUGAAGAAGAGAAAAAACAAAAUAAUCUGGGAAUGAAGAAUUUAACAAUAGGAGAAAUGAAAAAAGAAGAUCAAUUUUUGGAACUGAGAAGGCCGAAACUUGAAAAGGAGACACCAAAAGAAAAAAAAUGGUAUUUGGAUGAUUUAAGAGAAGAAGAAAAGAAAAAUUCUUGAAAAUGCCCCUGUGGAGCAGAUAAUGAGGAAUCAUGGGAAGUGUGCGUAAAAUGCAAUAAAAUAAAAGAAGGAUCAGGAGGAUGGGCUUGCAAAUUUUGUACAGCUAUUAAUUAUAAUAAGUAUAGCAAUAGAUGCAAUGUAUGCUUUGAGAAUCAAUUAGCUGAACAACCCCUUGUAAAUGAUUACUGAAAUUGCACUCUCUGUGGCACUGUGAACGUCUCUUCUUAUAAUUUAUGUUCAAAUUGUCAGGAAUUAAAAACAACAGAUAAAUGGAAAUGCGACACUUGCUCGAAGGUAAAUUAUAGCUGAGACAAAGAAUGUAUAAGCUGCUCAAUUAAUCAGCGUAUGCGUUUAUCAAAUAAAGCCCCAUUGCGACGAGAAAUAAUAGAUUUUAAUUGCAUGAGUUGUAAAUCAAAAAUUAAAUCCGACAAUUAUAAGUAUUGCUGGCCUUGCAAAAGAGCAACAGAUAACUGUGAACACUCAGAAUACCCAGGGAAUUAUAUUUGCAGAGAUUGCCAAAAACAAAUUUGGCGUUGCACAAAAUGCAGGACUGAAAACCUUCCUAAAAAAAUAGAAUGUGAAAAAUGUAUGAAGAGCAAACAGGAAGAAAGAAAAGAAGACAUUGAUGUAAGUUCAUGCUCAGGCUGCUAUAAAAAACCAUUAUAUAUAAAGUAUUGUCAUAAGUGCCUCAAAAUGGAUAUUUCAUGCACCUGCCCAAGGACAAUUAGCAAAAGAUAUUUAUGCAGCAGUUGCAGAUUAAAAGCAGAGCCAGAGCCAGUACCAGUGAGUAGAUAUAAAAGAUUUCAAUAA